Messenger RNA from Fonsecaea erecta, 1062 nucleotides. RefSeq lists its product as hypothetical. Bases 1 to 1062 code for a protein of 353 amino acids. Lineage: Eukaryota; Fungi; Ascomycota; Eurotiomycetes; Chaetothyriales; Herpotrichiellaceae. The record is from RefSeq and is a predicted model, not a curated record. The transcript is spliced from 2 exons.
AUGGAGGGAGAGUUCAACUUCAAACUUGAUAUUGGCCUCGCCUUACGGACCUUCCUUCAUUCUCAGUUCUUCGGGACACCGCCCUAUCCAACACAGUCUUUCUCCAGCCAGGUCAUUAUCGUCACUGGCUCCAAUGUCGGUCUGGGAUUCGAAGCUGCCCGACAUUUCUACCGCCUUGACUGCGCGAAACUGAUCCUCGCUGUACGUACAGUCUCCAAAGGUGAGACCGCCAAAGAGGACAUUGUACGGAGUGUGAGACACCGCUCUGAUGGCGCAGAGGCCAUCGAGGUCUGGCCUUUGGACCUUUCCAGCACGGAGAGCACCUUGGCGUUCGCUGAGCGCGUGAAGAAAGAGCUACCGCGGGUCGACGCUGUCGUGGAGAAUGCCGGCAUCAACAAUAUGAGCUGGGCGGUUUCUGAGGGAUUCGAGCAGAUCAUCCAGGUCAAUGUCGUCAACACCCUGCUGCUCGGUCUAUCACUGCUGCCCAAAUUGAGAGAAACUAAGCGCCAAUUUCCCGAGUCCAGCCCUCACUUGGAGAUUGUCAAUUCUGAAGCCCACCACUUUACCAGUUUCAAAGAAGUCAAUGCCCCAGACAUCUAUGCGACUCUGAAUAACGAGAAGAGCGCCGAUAUGAUGGGCAGAUACCCGCUGAGCAAACUCAUCGGUGUGCUCUUUGUCCGCGAGCUCGUUCUGCGACUGCAAGAGCGCGACAAAUCCAGCGCCGUGCCAGCGCCGCCUGUCACGAUUACUUUGGUCAAUCCGGGCCUAUGUGUUUCUGCCCUAGAUAGAAACAUGAUCCUUCCGGGGCGAGUCUUGAUGUAUUUCAUGCGCAUGUUUCUCGGAAGAUCAACAGAGGUUGGCUCUCGGACGCUGGUCUACGGCGCAUGUGUCGGUCCAGACUCGCACGGGGCGUUCAUGUCGGACGGCAAGAAUCAAGAAGUUGAGGGCUGGAUAUAUUCGGACCUGGGAAAGAAGGCACAGUCCAAGGUGUUCGAGCAGACCAUGAAAGUGUUGGAGGCCCGAAAGCCGGGCAUCGGGGCGGGAGUCGGACUGCCAGCCUGA